AUGCCCGUGCAUUCCGCAUUUCUCGUCCUCCUCCUGCUCCAAGCAGCCGUUUCCCUAUCUCUCACCUCGCACACAAACCCUCUCCCAUUCCAGCAUGUGAGAAAGCCCAUCUUUGCCCCGCUGUCCAUCGACAAACAUGCCUCCCUCACCGACCCUCCCUCUCGACCCGCAUUCCAACCCGGCAAAGCAUACACGUACAACUUGACCCUGAACACUACCUCCGAGCUCUACUCAUACAACUACCAGCAUGACUCUGAAACAGGCGGUGGGAUGGCCGACGCAGAUAGCUCCGGGUUCUCAGCUGCCGUCGCGUCGAACCUGACCAUCUUGACACAGGCCGAUUCACCAGAACCGGGUACCCUGAUCUUCCUGGCGUACGUUGCUGUUCCAGAUUGUUUGGUCGAGGCUGGUAAUCCGAUUGGGGAAGGUGGGCUGCGUGUUGUCAGGAAUACAUUUGGGACCGAUCAAAACUGCGUCAAGCAAAGUGAGGGGGUGGAUAACCAGACAAGCGUCUGGGUCACACAGGACCUCACGAGUGGGGAGUUCAAGAACGUAUACUACAAUGCUUCUGUCACGUACGAUCCGGCUUCGCAAUGGCAAGAUCCGCUGGGCUACCACAAAUUGAUCGUCAGCUCGCUGCGGACGCUGCAGUCGUAUUAUAACGGAUCAGAGAGCUACGAACAUGAGACAACUGACCGAUUCGGUAACCCCCUUACGGUGCAGUACCGAUAUAUCGGCAAGCUCGCGGACUCGCAAUGCUGGCAAGCAGAUUCCCAGAGUAUCAACGGGGACGAACUUGCCGCCGACACGAAGAACGUGUGUUGGUCGCCUGCGGGAGGUGUCUCCGCCAUGACGGGGGGUGACGCUACCGAGCUGGGCACCACUCAUGACGCAGCUGAAACCGUGGAUAAGGUCGCGGCAUCGAGCGGUUUGUACGCAACUCUCAGCCAGAACGGCACGCUAGAAGUGGUCCAGGGCGGCAUUCCCACUCUAGUCAACUACUCCUCUUGCUCCGGCCCCUUCUCCGACAUUCAACAAGGGCAGAGUGCGAAUUCGGACACACAACUAUUACUCGGCCUAAGCCCCACCGGCCAAGUCUGCCGGUUCACUUGGUCGGCAAGCGGCGGUAGUACACCGCAGAUUGAGGUCGACACGUCUCCGCCAUUCUCAGGCCUGGCUGGCGGUCCUCCUAUGGAGCUGCCAGGCCAGUAUCGAUCACAGUGGGCGCUGGACACGUUCGGGGCGAUCUGGGAGACGCAUGAUACCUCUCCUGACGCACCGUCUUCAACCCCGAUUACAUGGAUGAAUUACACAGAUCCUGGGAGUGUGAAUGACGGGUUUCGGCCCAUUCUAUUCUGGCCCUUCCAUCCCAGCAUCCCCGUCCAGUCCACGCUAUACGGCUUCUUCCUGUCGGACGAACUAAAUCCAUACAUCCUGUAUCUUGCCAACGGCGAUACACAACCAAGCGUCAGCCAGUUUCCCAGCUCGGCCAACGUGAAUGAUAUCCUCUCGUUUCUCCAUCUCGCCCCUGUUGGUCCGACACAGCCCAACCCUGUCGUGGCUGGAAUCCUCGAGGACCAGAACUUCACUUACAGCGUGUGGAACCCACCAGCAUAUUCUGCCGUGAUUAACCCGGCAGAGGGGUUUCUAGACUGGGUGGGUGUGGAUCUUGGAGGGCCGGCGCUAUCAGUAGAGCCAUGGCAUUUCGACGGUGCUGGUGGAGCAGACGACGGUGUCUUCAUCGUCAUGCAGAAUUCUACUGUCGUGACGAUCCAGUUGACUCCAUCUGGGGCAUCACCCUGGGGAGCCCCGAGUCUGAUCCCCUCACCUAACGGCGAAGGACCUUUCAUUGGAGCUCUCGAUAUCAGCUUCGACAAAUUCGGGACUCCCAACAGCCCGUACCAAGGUCGAGCUCUCGUCGGCACCUAUCCGCUCGUGAAUAUAACCACAUUAUCCUACCAAGGCUCUGGAGUAUGGGCUGUCGAUGGCACAGACUGGGAGCCAUUCACCACCGUCAAGAGCCCGCCUGACGAAACUGGGUUUCCUCCCACCACAGCAUUAUCCCAAGUCACUGCGAACACGACCGCCCCUCCGACCGAUUUGACACCGGAACAGAGUGCCCUGUUACUCCGUCUUGGUGGACUCCUGCCGAGUUACACUACGCUGUCAUUUGAUGAUCCCCAGUGGAUGCAGAGUUGGCCCCUGAACAAUUCCUACGUCGACAUCCUGAGCUGGAUAUCAAGUAUCACCGCAAACCCCAGCGACACCAACACCCUAAUCGAUUUUCGCCGCAACAUCUCCCGCGCAGGCGAGGAAGGUAGAAACCUCAUAUGCGCCGCCAUCCAAUCCCAAGAUGUCGACCUCAACAACGACGGCGGCUUGACCGCCUCCGUGCUGAUGGGCACGCUCGCAAGCUUCCCCUUGACCAUCCAAGUCCUAGAGACCUUCGAAGACGUGGUUCUCGCCCAGACCUUUUCCACCACGGCCAAGAUCGCCGCGAUCCAAGAGUCUGUGGCUAUGAACUGCGCUGCGCAGGGUUAUGUGUACGACUUGGCUAGCAUCGCUAACAUCACAGUCCCUGCGGGGGGUUCUGAUGAUCUGGAAGCCGCGGCUAGUGCGGCCUUGGGAAGUUUUGCUGCGAAGCCGCCGUGCCCAUGGGAUGGGCAAGAGAAAGGGGAUGAGGAUAAUGCCCCCGAAAAAACUGUGCUGGAGCCGCACCAUAUCGUGCACCUAUUGCAUAACAAAACUGUGGACGAGGACAGACACGAGAAGUUACUCACAGCUCUGUACGGACUGGCGAAUACCCGCCAUCCCCAUGUCAUUGACAAGGUGGAUAAAUUCACGGAGCACGAUCACCCUGCUUUGCGCGUGGCUGCGGUACGGGCGAUUGCAAACGUGCCGAAUGAACGUGCCACAGGCCACUUAGUCUACCACAGCCUGCACAAUAGCCAGCCAGCGGCACGACGCGCCGGCUUACAGGCUCUACAACAUCACGACCACCAUGAAAACCCCGUCCUAGCCACCAAGACUCUGUUGACUGCCCUCUUCCAGCCACGGGUGCGCAGAACGCCUGCAGACCUCCGCGGGCUGAAGGGAUAUUUCCAGAAGCGAAUGACCAACAGCAACAAUAACAACAACCGUCUUGCAGACUACCGCCUGGCGAGGAUCGGCAUGAAUCGAAUAACGCUUGUGGAAAAGGCGACGUUGGAUUAUCCCGUUCCUGGGGUUUCUUCGCCUCUGUUUACGCCGCUGCAUUGGAGUAGAUCAUACGGGGGCGAAAACGUCCGCGCAACAGUCGGCGUAGUAGUCGACAGCGACUUCGACGCGACGGGCGCCGGAUUCCACGCCGAAGCCUUCGUCCUCGGCUCGCUCUUCUCCACGGACAUUGACAUCGCCUCCGCCGGCGCCUAUGCCUCCUGGACCAGUUCCGGUUCUUUAUCCUUCUUCCUCUGGACUGCGGUGUUUCUCUUCGACCCUGUCUCCCUACAGCAGGUGCCCUAUUACCUGAUUGGUAUCGAGUGGUUCAGCCAGACUGUGUUUCAGCUUGUGCAGGGCGAUCCGUGUACCAUCCAGCUGCCGAGUAACCCAGCUGUCACGGUAAGAGAGACGAGGUCGUUUGUGCAGGCGACUUAUUAUUAUGGGAUUCCGCUUAUUGCGGAGGUAGAUUUACAUGUUGAGCUGGUGGGGUGGUUUGAGGUCGGGUAUGGUGUCGAGCUAGUCACGCAGAACUUGUCUAGUCCGAUUCCGGGGCAGAUCACGGGGUAUAUCCGCCCGGGGAUGGGGCUGGGGGGCCAGAUCAGUGCUAACGUGCGGGUGCUGGUCGCCAGUGGUGGUUUGGAAGGGGAUCUGGAGUUUGCUUCGUUGUACCUGCCUGCGGGUGGGGGUAUGACGGUCAACUCGUUGUCUCCGCUGGCCGCCGGGUUUGGCGACUCGAUUCAGAUCAACGGGGAGUUUUUGCGGGGAAGAGUGGCGUUGUACUAUGAGAUCUGGAACUGCUGUUGCUGGUACUGUUGGUUUACCUGCUGCUUCGACUGUGGUGGGGGGUGCAACUACCGCGGGUAUUACACCCUGUUUUCGUGGAACGGCAUUUCCUUGCCUGUUAUUUACAUUGAUAACCGGCCCAAUUUGUGCGCGUCACUGAGGUCUGCUGCCGAGCUGCCUCACCGUACUUUGGGAUCCGGGGUGAUGAUGUUGCAAGGGCCGGCGCUCGCGGACUAUCUGCCGUACAUGGCUCCUCCUCCGCUGGAGGUCACGGAUGGAGAUGAGAUUGUUGACAUGGAUGCGGAAAACUGGAUGGAGUGUGGCGGUUAUUACGACCUUCGCUCGAGGCUGGUGCAGUUGAGCACAUGCUCGUAUCAGUCGAUGGACUGCGAUGGGAUGUCUCUUGCCACGCGAUACAUGCUCCCCGAGGACCCCAACGUCGACAACUUCGCCUACGACUGUAACAGGUACCCGGAGCUCUGCCAGAACACCGAAUGCUGGCGGAAAUGGUCGCCCUACUCGGCCGGCGCGCGGAAAAAGAUCCAGUGGGAGUAUGACGACGUGUACAUCCCGAGGCGACGGUGGGCCAUGUCGCGGUUGGGGUCGCCGCCGGCCGGAACACAGCGCGACGAAGUUCCUAUGAAUAAGUGCACCGAUGGCGGAUGCUGUGCGAGGGUCCAGGCCAUCGAAGCAUCCCAGAACAGCGCCCACGGAGGGGAUUUCUGCGGAUUCCUGCGGUCCAACUUUGGCCCUGCGCCGGGAUAUCGACCCGUUAAAGGGGAGUUUACAGUGUCGUACAAAACACCUCCCCCAGCAACCGACAAAGCCACGUGCAAAGGCGACGACUUCCGCUUCGAAGCGGACGGCGGUGAUUCCUACCGCCAACCGUCCACGCGAUCUUGCGCAGGAGAUCCCCCAUGCGAAGAACCUAACUAUGGUGUUGCCCUCGGUCUCCCUCGGUUUGAGAAGGCCACAAUGACAGCGUAUCUCCCAGGCAGCAAUCACCCACAGCUGGCAUUCAACUUUGACGACAAAGUGGAUGUCCAUUACCAACCCAUCCUCAAACCCAACCUCGAAGCAAUCCGCUACUCCCACCUCCAAAACCUCACCGUCGGUUCCCGCGCCCUCGCAAUCCACGGAAACUUCACCUCUGGUGCAGAAAGAUGGCUACACAGUAGCACUGGUGCAGAUGGAGACAUCUUCCAGCUUACCCUAGACCACGAGCUCGUCAGCCAUGACGACAAAAGGGACACCACACACAGCCGUGUGACCCUCCACCUGGCUGCUGAAUACAGCCAUCUCGUCUACCAUCCGAGGAACCCGGCCCACCAGCGGCAGGUGGACAGUAGGGCCGAGAUGUGCAUCAAUGUUAGUGAUGCCGCGGUCUUGCAGCGGUUGCUUGGUAGCCCAGCAGUUUUCAAGACGAAGGGAGCGGAACAGAAGCCUGUUGCUCCUCCUGUUACCCAGCAGCCUCUAAUCCAACCGCCUUCACAUCUGGAUCGUGGUUUAGAGGAAGCAAUAUCCAAACCGUUCCGUGUGGCGGACUUGGCUUCGCUGCGGGCUAUGAAGAGUCAUGUUCACGAUCUGGGGGCUUCGACAUUCUCUCUGCGCGAGAUUGUCCUGACGUUCCUCCUGCUCGGCCUCUCGGUGGUUUAUCUCUUCAGGACAGCAUAG
This is a messenger RNA of Dichotomopilus funicola, 5655 nucleotides long. RefSeq lists its product as uncharacterized. NCBI's taxonomy places the organism in Eukaryota, Fungi, Ascomycota, Sordariomycetes, Sordariales, Chaetomiaceae. Bases 1 to 5655 code for a protein of 1884 amino acids. The record is from RefSeq and is a predicted model, not a curated record. The transcript is spliced from 16 exons.